This is a messenger RNA of Musa acuminata subsp. malaccensis (wild Malaysian banana), 1066 nucleotides long. Its product is annotated as bZIP transcription factor 11. Gene Ontology annotation, biological process: positive regulation of DNA-templated transcription. Gene Ontology annotation, cellular component: nucleus. The record is from RefSeq and is a predicted model, not a curated record. NCBI's taxonomy places the organism in Eukaryota, Viridiplantae, Streptophyta, Magnoliopsida, Zingiberales, Musaceae. Gene Ontology annotation, molecular function: DNA-binding transcription factor activity; transcription cis-regulatory region binding.
GUGCCUCCCCUGUUUUCUUCACAUGCAGUGUCUGUUCCUCUUGAUGUUUCUAAUUGAUGUCGCCUAUCCUAAGUGAGAUCCUUCUCUGUGGGUUUAUGAUAAAUUCCAGUCUCAGGCGGAGGACCCAUCUCGUUCAAUCCUUCUCCGUCGUCUUCCUUCACUGGUUUUAUGUGUUUUCAUGAGCUUGUUCUGAGAUCUGAGCACUUGGACUCUGUCCAUCUUUUCACAUAUACAGUCUCCUACUUUUCUUAUUAGUGUCAAUUCUGCUAUAUACUUUUACUAUUUAUCUAUAUCUCCACCCAAAAUCUGGCAUUAAAAUCUAAAAGACUGCUAAAAAAGAUUUAAUCUUUCACCGUAAAAAGAAAGUUUCCAUGGCUUCUCCCGGUGGCACUUCUUCAGGGUCCAGCCUGCUGCAGAACUCAGCCUCCGAGGAGGAUCUGCAGGCAGUGAUGGACCAGAAGAAGCAAAAGAGAAUGAAAUCGAACCGCGAGUCCGCGAGGCGGUCUAGGAUGCGCAAGCAGAAGCGUUUGGAUGAUCUCGCGGCACAGAUAUGCCAGCUGAGGAAGGAGAACAGCCAGAUCUUGACAUCCUUGAGUCUCACCACAAAGCACUUUUUUGCCGUGGAGACUGAGAACUCUGUCCUGAGGACUCAGAUGAUGGAGCUCAGCAGCAGGCUGCAGUCUCUCAAUGAGAUCCUCCACUGCUUGAACGGAAGCAACACCAUCAGCAAUGGCCUCUUCUGUGAUAGCAAUCAGAUCAAUAACAGCUCCAUCACUCCAUGGAACCUCAUGUGCAUGAAUCAGCAGCCCAUCAUGGCCUUAGCAAACAUAUUUCACUACUGACAGAUCAUAAUCCACUAAUGAUCUGUAUUUGUUGGUGCUUGCCAAUGAAUUGGUGUAUAUUAGCUUUUAGAACUUGUUGGACACGAAGGCAAAGAGUUGGGAGUGUCUUGAGACCUUCGGUCACAGGUUCUGGUUUGUAUAUGGUAUAUUACCUGCAUAUGCAUCCAGAACUACUGUUGUAAUAUACUUAUUAUAAUAGAUCAAAAGCCUAUGUUCUUGACAAA